Messenger RNA from Melanotaenia boesemani (Boeseman's rainbowfish), 4951 nucleotides. RefSeq names its product caspase recruitment domain family, member 14 (gene card14). NCBI's taxonomy places the organism in Eukaryota, Metazoa, Chordata, Actinopteri, Atheriniformes, Melanotaeniidae. Gene Ontology annotation, biological process: regulation of apoptotic process. The record is from RefSeq and is a predicted model, not a curated record. Gene Ontology annotation, molecular function: protein binding. The coding region runs from base 1074 to 4304 and encodes 1076 amino acids. The transcript has 20 exons.
ACUUGAUGGGGUCAUAUCAGCUCUACUGGAGGCAGAUAUGUGGAGAAUGAACGUUUUUCAAUAUAAUUUUAAUGUUCUACCAGCUUUCUCGGUAACUCUGUUAUAACUCUACUAUUUAACUCUACUAUUUCCUCAUUGUUUGUUCAGUGGGAAAAUUCUUCACAUUCAGCAACCUUAUCUGUGUAAAGUGAUAUGACGGAUAUGAGCAAAUGGAAGGUGGAUAAGUUACAGAAUACUGGAACAAUAUCACAAGACAGAAAUAUGAUUUUUUUUUUGUUUUUUUUUGUUUUGUUUUGUUAUUGUUUUGUUUUGUUUAUUAACUUUGUAAUGAUUAACUCUGAAACCCUUUGCAGUGAACUCAGGUUGUGCAGAGAAGACUGGUACCACAUAAUUGUAUAUUUUGAAUACAUGUAGAUAGGACCAACAUACAAACUAAAUUGGAAAUAGUUUUCUGUCUGAGCCUAUGUUGUCAUUGCUUGGACCAUGAUUGAUUGUUACAGCUUAAAAUCUGUAAUAUUUCUAUUCUAAAUAGAUUCAAACUGCUUCCUACAUCUGCUAAGCUUACUAAUUAAAGUUUUUACACCUGUAUAUAAUUUACAGUAGGCUGCCAUGGCUUCCUUUUGUUUACACAAACCCUUUAUGAAACAGCAAAUCUUAAAUCCACAUGUAAAAGCCAUAGGUUAGAAACCUGUUUGACCUUCCAUACCAGACUCUUUAUGCAGAACAUUAUUUCCUUCUGGAAAAGAGGACUUUGCACUUCAUGGCUCCGUGUUUGCUCCGUGUUUGCUCCCGUCUGUGGUGUGGUAUGUAUGUUUGCUCUGCUGUGAUUAGAAAUUAUUAAGCUUAACGUACAUGUAGUCUGUUGUUUCUGUGUUCACCAGAGACUUUGUUUAAUUAUUCCACAGGCAGCUGUCAUUUUUCUACAAACAAGUCCAGUUUACUCCUGAAUAAAUCAGAGCUGAGGUUUAUUAUGGCUGAUUCUGAAUUUGCUUUUCAGAGCAAACAAGCAAACGAGUCACAAAGUGUGAAUGAAAGAGACGUACAGUAAGUGUGGCUGGCUUGACUGAUGGUUUAUGAGUGUGUGUGUGUGUGUGUUUGUGUCAACAACGCUGUACCAAACAGGUCUUGUCGAACAGGUUUUUUUACACGCCCACAUGCAGCACAAACACAGGCACAUGCUUUUCAAUAAAAUCCGACAGGGCGUGGAAAGCGCUUGUCUUUCUCUAAUAGUCCUUUCUCUACCUCCUCCACUCAGUCUGCUGAUUUGCUAUGGUGUGAGUGUGUCUGUGUGUGUUUGCGCCAUCAGCUCCAGCUGUGUUCGUUGUUUCACCAGCAGGUAUUACCCUUCAAACACACUCAGGAUGGCGGGGGAGUGUGUUCCCGAGGGUCCCGACCUGAAGGAGAUGGGCGAGGAGGAAAUGUGGGAGCUGAUUAACGACAACCGUCACAGGAUCUCUUUAGGGGUACGGCCAUGCAUCUUGAUCCCGUACCUAAGGCAGGCCAGGGUUCUCACAGAGAUGGACGAGGACGAGAUUCUCUCUUGCCACAACCUCACCAACCGAUCCAUGAGAACCAGUUACAUGUUGGAUCUCCUGAGGACCCAAGGAAAGAAUGGAGCUAUAGCAUUGCUGGAGAGCCUGAUGAUCCAUUACCCCACCCUCUACACCCAAGUUACUGGAAGCAAGCCCAGCACAGAGCCCUCAAGAUUCAGUGGCCUGAUUAAGUACUCAGAGCUUACUGAGUAUCUCAUCAGAGCAGUUACGGGGAUGCAGAAGGAGCUGCAGGAGGCUCGCAGUGAGGCUGGAAGAAUGAGUGCACGCUGCGCCUCCCUGGAGUCAGAGCUGGGACAGAUAGUGGAGCAGGAAGAGAAGUCAAGAUGCCUUCAGUCUGACAACGAGCGCAUGCAGAGACACCUCUGUUCUUUGCAGCGUGAGGUCACCAAGCUGAAGGAUGAGAAGUGUGACAUGUACAUACGCUACACAGCUUCCAUCGAGGAGAAAUCGGCUAUGAACCAGCGGCUCCACGACCUAAACCUGCAGGUGUACCAGCUGCAGACUGAGCUCCAGAGUAUUCAGCUGGAAAAUGGCUUCCAAAAGCAGCGCUCGCUCAGAUGUGUUUCUGCCCCGGAAACCCCACACCUGCAAGAAGAAGUCAGAAGCCUGCGCAGCCAGCUAGCCAAGGCAGAAAAACUGGACCCGGCUUGUCGGGACAUCCUGGCUCAGGAUCUGGCAGAGGCCAUAGACAGUCAGGUGGAGCUUGCAGAGCAGCUCAAGUGUUCCAGGGAAGAGAAUGAAAAGCUGCUCAUAGACAAACAAGAGCUCGUGGAUCAGAAUGAGUGCCUCAGCCUUCAGGUGCAGCAGCUGACACUGGACUGCAAAAUGCACCAGCAGAAGAGCACCAUGAUCCAGAACCAGAUCAGAGAGCUGCAGACAGAAAGAGACCAGGCAUACGUGUCCCGAGACGAGGCCCAGGCCACGAUCGCCCGCAUCCUGGCUGAGAAGGACACCCUGAGGAGUCAGCUGGUGGAGCUCCAGGAGAAGGUGUUCAGCAUUCAGGCCAAACGCAGCCCCAGAGAACAGCGACAGAGCUCUGAUGAGAAGGAGGUCAGCUGGGAGAACCUGACGUCCAGCUGUAAGGAGUUCCCCCUCACAACCAGACGCAGACUUUGCCGCAUGGAUGCACUUAAUCCAGUUUCAUUUCGUUCCUGUAGUUCAGAGUAUGAAGAAACUGUGGCAAGCAGCAUCCGAUCCAGAAAUGUGCAGCCACCCAGUCCAGAGUCUCUACGCCGAAGGGAGGAAGUUUUAUACGCAGACAGCAGUUUAGAAACAGCAGAGACGGAUUCUCUACUGGACGACUUUGUGCUCCUUCCUGAUGUGGAGGCUGAAGACAAACAGACGACCAAGCUUUGUUCUUCACGUGGCUUCAGCUCUGAUGGCCUCCUGAAAACCCCGCCCCCCCUGUUUUUGGUACGAUCUCGCCCAAAAGCCAUUCGUGUAAAUGGCCGCAUUCUCAGCAUCUCCUUCAGUGGCGAGGCACUGCUCAGCCAGCUGACAGUCGUCGGGGGCAACAAGACUGGAGUGUUUGUGCACCAGGUGACCGAAGGCAGCGCCGCUCACACCGUCGGCAUAAGCCCCGGAGCGCAGAUUGUGGAGGUGAAGUACCAACAGCACCAGAGAGCCCUGAAGAUGGUGCUGGAGGACUCCACCUUGGAGGAAGCCACAUGGGCUCUCAGCCAAGUUACAGGUUUCUGUCACCUCUCCCUCCGGCCCAGACAAACCGACUACGAGACGCUGCUGCAGCAGCUGCAGAGCAACGACAUGUCCUCUGGAGACUCCUUCUAUGUCCGGGUGAAUUUAUCCCUCCCAGCUGGUCCUGGUGGAACCUUGGCUGUGACCUGCAACGACAUCCUGCAUGUCACAAACACGCGACCUGCCGGCACUGAAGACCUGUGGCAUGCCAGCCAAGUUCACCCCUGCCAGCUGCUGGACCUGCAGAGUGGAACUGUACCCAACUAUUACAGGGCACAGCGACUUCUGAUUCGAGCGAUUGAAGAAAUGAGCUUUGAAACAAAGAAGUGUCAAAAGGCCGGACCUGAGGUGACUCAAGAGAAGGCGGUAAGGAUUGUCAGCAUGGGCCGACAAGGAAAGAACCCAAUGUGGGUCAGCGUGGAGGAAGAGCCCAAGAGCACAGAGUCAGGCGAUGCAUCUCCAUCCAAAAGUUGUGUCACACUCAUGCCCUAUACGCUGGUCACCCCCCACCACCCACCCAUCUGCAGGCCGGUCCUGCUGCUGCCCUCCGUCCUGGGACGCAUCCUGGACAAGAAGCUGGCAGACUGGCAGGGCUUUCAGCUCUGCGAGCCCGAGGUGUUGAGCUCCAGCGAGCAUGCGGCCCGGCUUCAGAGGUCCGAGAUCCUGGAGGAGUGUGAGCCGGGGGUAAACUGCUGCUACACCCUGCAGAGUGUUGAGAAAGUCAUGAGGAAGGGGAUCCACUGCGUGCUGCCGUUGGGCCUGGACUGUGUGCGUCGGCUGCGCCGCUUCGACAUCUUCCCCAUCAUCAUCUUCAUCAGUCAGUCUGCACGUAGUGCACGAAAACUGAGGUCUAAGCUGCAGCACCACGGCCAGUCGGAGGAGCAGCUGCUGGCGUGCUCGCGGAGCGAGGAGCCGCUGCUGGACAAGCUGCCGUGCCUCUAUCGCAGCAUGGCCCCGGACUCCUGGUGUGACCAGACCUCCCUGCUGACCAGCCUGCGCACCGUCAUCUGGGAGGAGCAGAGGAAGAUCGUCUGGGUGGAGCCGGAUCUGUGGUGAAGCAGAACAUCAGGAGGCGUAAUACUAAAUCCUGACAUAUUUAUAGUCUAAGUAAUCUUCACAAGAAACAUUUUUGUAAACAUGAGUAUGUAUCUGUGAUACUUCGAGGUGUGAGUGGAAAUAUUUUCUGCACUGUAUUUGUUUUUGAGUAUUUGUUUAUAACAAAUGUGUGUUUUGUCCUCUGAAGACAUUUUUCAGGGCUCUACAAUGUGCUGUAGAGAAUUAAAGCCCCACAAACAAAUGUUUAAUUUUAUUUUAUUCCUAAUCAAAGUGUUCAAAUGUUUGAUUUUAUUAAAGAAAGAUUGAAUUCUGUUUGAGAUAACAGAUACAAACUAAAUGAAAUCUGGGUUCAUAAGAAAUGUUACGAUAAUUCAGCUUUACAGCUGCUUCUGCUUCUUCUUGACCAGCCUGACUUAAACAUUCAGUCUGCACAAAGUCUCACCUCGUCUCUGAAUUUCUGUGAAAUUUGUAAUAGAGUGAACACAUCAGUGUCUAUUUUAAUAAAUGAUGUAGGAAUAUUUUUAUCUGCUGGUCAUUAAAUUCUGAUUUAUGUUUGUGUCAAUAUUCAGAACAUGUUCAUGUUAAUGUUUUUUAAGUUUCAUUUAAAAAUGUAUUUAAUUCAUUUGUCUGACAUAAAGUCUGCAUGC